AUGGCGGAUCCGGGGAACAAGAAUCGUCUGCAAAAUUUCAAGAACAAAGGAAAAGAUCAAGAUGAAAUGCGAAGGAGAAGGACCGAGGUUACUGUAGAACUUAGGAAAAAUAAACGCGAGGAGACUUUACAAAAAAGGCGUAAUGUUCCAGUUGUUGAUUCAACCGAUGAAGAUGAUAUUGAAAAAUCUUUAUCAAAUACUAAUCUUGAACAGUUAGUACAACAAGCUGCGAUAGAUGAUAAUCCUUCUGUGCAGUUAAUGGCAGUUCAAUCUGCUAGAAAGCUGCUCUCUUCAGAUAGAAACCCUCCUAUAGAUGCUCUGAUAGCGAGUGGGAUCCUACCUAUACUUGUAAAAUGCUUAGAAAGACAAGAUAACCCUUCUUUACAGUUUGAAGCAGCUUGGGCAUUAACAAACAUCGCAUCGGGAACAUCAGCACAAACAAAUAAAGUGGUAGGAGUAGGUGCAGUUCCACUUUUCCUCAUGUUACUUCAUUCUCCCCAUCAAAAUGUAUGUGAGCAAGCUGUUUGGGCAUUAGGAAACAUAAUAGGUGACGGACCUAUUCUUAGAGACUAUGUUAUAGAAUUGGGUGUUGUAGACCCCCUGUUAUCUUUCAUAAAACCUGAAAUACCUAUUUCGUUCUUAAGAAAUGUAACUUGGGUCAUUGUGAAUCUCUGCAGAAACAAAGAUCCUCCUCCACCUAUACAUACAAUAGAAGAACUUCUACCUGCUCUUAAUGCUCUGAUUCAUCACACAGAUGUCAAUAUUCUAGUAGACACAGUUUGGGCUCUUAGCUAUCUGACUGACGGCGGCAACAAUCAAAUUCAAAUGGUAAUAGACAGUGGCGUAGUGCCCAAACUAAUUCCCUUACUCAGCCACAAAGAAGUCAAAGUGCAAACUGCCGCCCUACGUGCCGUCGGUAACAUUGUAACCGGAACUGAUGAGCAAACGCAAGUCGUAUUGAACUGCGACGCUCUGAGUCACUUCCCUAAUCUACUGAUACACCCAAAAGAGAAAAUUUGCAAGGAAGCCGUAUGGUUUUUGUCGAAUAUUACUGCCGGUAAUAGGUCGCAGGUCCAGGCCGUCAUCGAUGCAGGUCUCCUUCCAAAAAUAAUUCUCAACCUCAGCAAAGGAGAUUUCCAAACACAGAAAGAGGCCGCUUGGGCCAUCAGCAAUCUAACGAUAGGCGGUUGCAAAGAACAAGUGGCUCGGCUCAUACAGGAGGGAGUCAUACCUCCGUUCUGCGAUCUCCUUAACUGCAAGGAUGCCAUGGUUAUACAGGUCGUUCUCGACGGUAUUAACAAUAUGCUCAAAAUGGCGGGCUCUCAGGUCGAACAACUGUGCACCAUGAUCGAGGAAUGCAACGGUUUGGACAAGAUUGAGGCCCUCCAAAAUCACGAUAAUAUCGAUAUCUACAAGCUGGCGUACGAGAUUAUCGAACAAUUUUUCGGAGGAGAGGAGGUUGAAGAUUCUAACGUGGCGCCGUCUACAGGCGAAUCAGGCUUCACGUUCGAUCCGAACACAAACGUCCCGAACGACGGUUUCAAGUUUUGA
Molecule: messenger RNA, 1551 nt
Organism: Psylliodes chrysocephalus
Lineage: Eukaryota; Metazoa; Arthropoda; Insecta; Coleoptera; Chrysomelidae
Source: the annotation of a GenBank genome assembly